AUGGCAGGUAAAACCGUCCGGGUGGGGUCACAGAUGAAGUAUCUGGGACUCACCAUCGACAGCCAGUGGACGUUCGAGCCGCACUUCGACUCACUGAUCCCGAAGGUGUCAGCGGCUGCCGAUGCCCUGUGCGGCCUACUACCGAACAUCGGCGGGGCCGGAGACGCGGUGCGUCGACUCUACGAGGGCGUCGUUCGGUCACGAGUGAUGUACGGGGCCCCAGUAUGGACGGACGACCUGAUGGCAAGCCGUCGCAGCAUUCUGCUCCUGAGAAGGCUGCACAGAGUGACCGCCAUCAGAAUCAUUAGGGGAUACUGGACGGUGUCUCACGCGUCGGCGUCCACCCUAGCCGCGUCCCCCCCGUGGGAGCUGCGGGCGCUGGCGCUCAAAAAGAGAUACACCCGCCGGAGAGAAUGGCACCCGGGAGAAGACCCCACCGAGCAGGCGGCUCCAAACGACACAGGAACCGCCGAGGAGGACACAUGGAACCUGUGGCGAUCCCAACUGAUCAACGGGAGAAGCGAACACCGAGGCGCGGAUGCGGUCCUACCAAACUGGGAGGCAUGGAGGAGCCGCCACGGCCUCCCACUCACAUUCAGGAUGACACAAGUGCUCCCCGGACACGGCGUGUUCGGCGAGUUCCUGAAGAGAAUAAGGCGAGAGACGACAGACAUCUGCCACCACUGCGGAGAGGGCAGGGACACAGCGCAGCACACCCUGGAGCUCCGUCCGGCGUGGGAGCUGCCCCGCUACACCCUGCGGCACGCCAUAGGAGAAACGUGGACCCCCUCAGCGAUUGUGGAAGCGAUGUUGAGAGGGUCACAGGAAUACGAGGCCGUCCGCCUCUUCUGCGAGCGAGUUAUGCUCGCGAAGGAGCGAGCGGAAAGGGAGAGAAAGAAAAACUCUCACCCCUGCAGGAUAAGACGAUGGAGAAGGAUGGCAGUCAGACGACCCAGAGCCGCCCCGCCACCACCCCAACGGACUACGACCAGAAGAAGUGACAGCACUAGGGGCAACGACCUCCCCCUAACGCCCACUCAAUAG
Molecule: messenger RNA, 1044 nt
Organism: Bombus huntii
Lineage: Eukaryota; Metazoa; Arthropoda; Insecta; Hymenoptera; Apidae
Exons: 1
Coding region: 1-1044 (347 amino acids)
Source: RefSeq, a predicted model, not a curated record